GAGGGAGGGGGCGCGGUGGCUCUGGAGUCCAGCGCUCCCUCAGGCCGUGGACGUGAUGCUGGCUGCUGUGGGUCGGGCGGCUGGGCCAGCGGGGAUGUGACGGGCGGCCCCUCGCCUCACCUGCCGUCCUUUGGCCUGUAGGUCGCUGGGCGACCCACAGCCGGGCCGCGGCUGAGGAGGCAGCGCGACCUCCGUACGGUAAAUACUUGGAUAGUGAAGUCAAGACUUUGUAUCUGCCCUGAUAUAACAUGGAUUUUGUCAAAUUUUAAGAACAAAUGCACCAUAUAGCUCAUGGAAGAAAAAACACAAAUCAAGACUUUUUUGGGUUCCAAGUUGCCAAAGUAUGGAACAAAACCUGUAAGAAGUACACUGCAGCCAAUGCCAAAUGGAAAGCCUGUUAAUUUAUUGGGAACUUCCGAGAGUAGCAAUGCCAAAAGUUACAUCAAAAAUAAUGGCUCUGAUUGUUCAUUGUCCCAUUCAUUUAAUUGGAGAACGGCAAAUAAAUACCAGUUUAGUGCACAAAGUCCUGAAGAGCCUAACGGUACUCAGAGUUCACAUGAUAAAGAAAUUGAUCCUGAAAAACAUGCACCUGCUCAAGGAAUGUUUGAUAAAAAUGGGAUGAAGGGAGGUUUGAAAAGUAUUUCUUUACUCACAUCAAAGUUAGCAAAGACAUCUACUACGUUUGUGUCAUCUGCAGAAGAGUUAAACCAAAAGUCUUUGUCUGGACCGUCUAAUUUGGGUAAAUUCACCAAAGGCACAUUAUUAGGAAGGACUUCAUAUGCUUCAGUCAGUGCUCCAAAGUCGCAGUUGAAUGGAUUUUAUGGAAACCGAUCAGCUGGUAGCAUCCAAAGGCCUAGAGCAAACUCCUGUGCCACCAGAAGCAGUUCUGGAGAAAGCUUAGCACAAUCCCUAGAUAAUAUGAAAUCUCUUGCUUGUGAAAAAAUGGUUAGGUCACAGAGUUUUUCACAUUCCAUUCAGAAUUCAUUCCUUCCACCUUCAUCUAUAACCAGAUCACAUUCCUUCAAUAGAGCUGCAGAUCUUACAAAGCCUUAUCAGAAUCAACAGCUACCCAUUAGAGUGCCUCUGAGGUCAAGUAUGCUAGCAAGAAAUUCUCGGCAGUCAGAAGUACUCAAUGGGAAUGAACAUUUAAGGUAUGGAUUUAAUAGGCCUUAUGCUGCUGGUGGAAAGAAGUUGGCUUUACCAAAUGGCCCGGGUGUAACUUCCACUUUGGGUUAUAGGAUGGUUCAUCCCUCUCUACUGAAAUCUGGCCGAUCUCCAUUUUCUGGGACUAUCACAGUUGAUGGUAAUAAAAAUUCACCGGCUGACACAUGUAUAGAGGAAGAUGCUGCACUUGUGGCUAAGGACAGAGCUAAGGAUAAGGACCAAGAACUAAUUGAAAAUGAUAGUUAUAUAACAGAAAAUGACCAGACCAUGAAACAUGAUACUAAAAUUAGAUACCUGGGUGAUGAUGUGGAUGACAUUUCAUUGUCUUCUCUGUCAUCUUCUGAUAAGAAUGAUUUAAGUGAAGACUUCAGUGAUGAUUUUAUAGAUAUAGAAGAUUCCAACAGAACUAGAGUAACUCCAGAGGAAAUUUCUCUCAAAGAAGAAAAGUGUGAAAAUGAACCACCAAAGGAUAUAUUUGACUCCCCCAAGGAAAAUGAAAAAUCCUUCAGUAAAACUGAUGAGUGGAUAGAUAUAAGUGUCUCUGACAGGAGUGAAUGUUCAAAACAUGCUUCUGGAAACAACUUGAUUUCACCAGAUACAGAUUACAGAGCUGGUUCUUCAUUUGAACUCUCUCCAUCUGAUAGCUCUGAUGGAACGUACAUGUGGGAUGAAGAGGGCUUGGAGCCCAUUGGAAAUGUCCACCCAGUUGGGAGCUAUGAGUCCUCUGAGAUGAACAGCAUAGAUAUUCUGAAUAAUCUUGAAUCAUGUGACCUUGAGGAUGAUGACCUUAUGCUUGAUGUGGAUCUGCCUGAGGAUGCACCUCUUGAGAAUGUGGAGUGUGACAAUAUGAACCGCUUUGACCGAUCAGACAGAAAUGUUCGGCAGUCUCAAGAAGGAUUUUGGAAAAGGCCACCCCAGAGGUGGAGUGGACAGGAGCAUUACCACCUUAGCCAUCCUGACCACUAUCAUCACUAUGGAAAAAGUGACUUGAGCAGAGGCUCUCCCUAUAGAGAAUCUCCUUUGGGCCAUUUUGAAAGCUAUGGAGGGACCCCCUUUUUCCAGGCUCAGAAGAUGUUUGUAGAUGUACCAGAAAAUACAGUGAUACUGGAUGAGAUGACCCUCCGGCACAUGGUUCAGGAUUGCACCGCUGUAAAAACUCAGUUACUCAAACUGAAACGGCUGCUGCAUCAGCAUGAUGAAAGUGGUUCAUUGCAUGAUGUUCAACUCUCCUUGUCAUCUAGUCCAGAACCAGAAGAUGGUGAUCAAAUAUACAAGAAUGAAGAUUUAUUAAAUGAAAUAAAACAACUUAAAGAUGAAAUAAAGAAAAAAGAUGAAAAAAUCCAACUAUUAGAACAUCAGCUUGCAACUCGGUGUAACUGCCAUCAAAAAUCUAAAGAGGAAAAACGCACAUACGCUGAUAAAUAUACCCAAACACCCUGGAGAAGAAUUCCUCCUCAAGUACUACAGCCUUCCAGCAGCCUUCCCAGACCCACAGACCACGCCCAGGGAAAACUAGCAAAGCCACAACAUACCGAGGCCCACAGUGAGUGCAUAAUCCAGGGCAUACAUCAGGCUGUUGCACCUCUGGAUGAAAGCUUUACACACGGCUUGCAACAAGAAAGCAGCAGUGGUCUGGGAGACCGGCCUUUUUCAUCAAGCCCACAAUUCACUAAGGAUGUGGUGAAGAGUACACCUUCUGAAGCAGACUUGAACAUGACCAUAAAUGCUCAAGAGCCUUAUCAUUUGGCAAAUAAUCAAAUUAGUGACAUGCAAUUUGUAACCACUUCUCUUCAGACACUUCCCCAGUCAAGUAUAGUAGACCAGGUUAAGAGAGCUGGAAGAAAUCAGUCUUCACCAGAGGGCUACACAUCUCAGCCCAAGUCCUCGAAGCUUUUUAAGCCAUCCAUCUUGAAUUCUGUGGUACCUCCUCCAGUUCCUGAAACGUGUCCAAGUGGGAAUCCCACUUGUAAGAAGUCACCAAUAAUCACACCAUGUAAUUCUGCAAAACUCCAGCCAACAUCUAGUCAAACAAAUCUUGCAAAUAAUCCAAAUCCAAAAGCAUCUAAGCUCCACCCCCCUGCUGGCUCUUUCAAACAAAAACAAAUAAGCAGCCCCCGACUAGAGCCUCAAAACUUCCAGGCCAAGACAAGCAUCCCAAGGCCACUAACAAGAAGAAAAGAAAUCAUGCAGAAUCCUAAUGACAAUUUGAAUUCUGGGGAUUGUUUGGCCUCUAAUCAAUAUUCUCGUCUUCCUAAACCAAAGAUACAUUAAGCAUAGCCAUCACCUGCCAAUUUGUUUUUUUAAAAAACAGUCUGUAAUAGCUUUAUGUGCAGUUUGCUACUGUGAUGGAGGUUCCAUUGAAAGCUUGCAAAUCUAAAAAUUAAAAUGUGGAAGCUUCUA
This is a messenger RNA of Lagenorhynchus albirostris (white-beaked dolphin), 3564 nucleotides long. It is a transcript of the gene CCSER2, whose product is annotated as coiled-coil serine rich protein 2. Gene Ontology annotation, cellular component: microtubule cytoskeleton. Bases 292 to 3435 code for a protein of 1047 amino acids. The transcript has 11 exons. Gene Ontology annotation, molecular function: microtubule binding. The record is from RefSeq and is a predicted model, not a curated record. Gene Ontology annotation, biological process: microtubule bundle formation. NCBI's taxonomy places the organism in Eukaryota, Metazoa, Chordata, Mammalia, Artiodactyla, Delphinidae.